AUGGAGGCACCACGCAGACGAACCGAGUUCUCCUUGGCGCUGCCAGACAAGGACACGGGGCUGGGCACGCUGGACACCCUGGCGGAGCCGCUGCUGCCGGCGGAGGCCGCGCCUAUCCCCGACCUGGAAAUGCUGUUCCCCAAGAAAGCCAUCGCCACUAGAACCCAGCUGUUGCAGCUGGUGUUGCUGGCGGCGUCGCUCAAGCUGUUGACGCAGAUGACGCCGGCAGCGCCCCCGGGAGCGCCCCAGCGGACAUUGCACCGCAACCCUCUGACCAUUUCCUCCCUGCUGCGGACGGCGCUGAGAGACUUCCAGCUGUUCAUCCAGGCGCCGGUGCUCACGCUGGUGCUGACGCUCCGCCAGCUGGAAGUGGAAAUCGGCCAGCACUCGCCGUUUGGCGACGCUAUCCUGAAUGAUAAUAAUGGUACUACUACCCUCGACUACUCAGCACUGCAGCGGGAACUGAGAUCAGUAGCACCUCCGCCGCCGACCACAGGCACUGCGCCACCGGAUUUACCCCGCCAGCUCUUCUCCCAGCCGCUGGAAACCGCACUGACUGCGGCUCAAGACCCGCAAGCGUCACUGACGAAAAUACGUCCCCGCCAGCCACUGGACGAUACCCAGAUUGCGGAGAACCUUACGCUCAACGCGUUGAAGAAGUUGCUGAUGCUGCCGUUGCCGAUGGUGAGCCACGGCGGCGUCAAACGGGCCCUGCUGACCCCGCUGGCGACGGCGACGGCGCCGCAAAUGACGCCGGCCCAGCCUAAUAACAACGCAGCGCUGAUGCCCGGCCUGCGCACCACCACUCCCGCCCCUUACCAGCCGGCUACAGUCGACUUAUCGCUGUUCCCGCUGCUCACUCGCCAAUCAUCGCUGAGCCGAGUCGAGACGCCCGUAGCUCCCGAACCAGAGCCCGCAGCCACUCCCCGCAACCAACUGACGAUCCUGUCAGUCCUAAGCCAGCAACAGAGCCGGUUCCCCGCCAACCAGCCUCCCUCCCAGCAAAUUGCUGCCGGUACCGGUGCCGGCAACCGACCGCCGUCGGUGGUGCUGACGUUGCCUCGCCGCGACUACCACGCCCAACAGGCGCAGCACCUCAACAAGCAAAUGAAGCCGUUGCUCCAGGGAAUUCAGCUGGCCCCCAACGCCGCCACCGUUGCCACUUCUACUAGCAAUAAUAGCACCAAUGGCAGCAAAGUGCUGACGCCAUCACGUGCGGCCAACCCGUACUUCUCCCAGGGGACUCCCGUACAGCGGCUGGUGCUGGUGCCGCUGCGCCAGCUCCAGCUGAUCCAGGGGUUGCGGCUGCCGAUGUACGUCCCCGCGGUGUUGCGGGUGACGCAAAACCCGAUGAUACCCACGCCCGACAGCGACGACUACUUGCCGUCGCACCCGCUGCUGCUGCCAGAGCUGGUGGUGCUGCUGAAGCCCAGCACCCCGUUAAUUCCCUCUACCCCGCUCCAAGUGCCGCAGUCACGCUCCUACGACGACAUCAUGCGGGCACCGCCAACACGCAAGCACUGGCUCAAAGACGAGCUGGUCGACAAGUGCAUGAUCGAGCUGUGCCCGCGCACGUUCAACUUCUUCGAGCGGCGCCACCACUGCCGCAAAUGCGGCGGCAUCUUCUGCAAGGAGCACACGCUGCACUUGCUCUACAUCAACCAUUUGGCCCAAUUUACUACGGGUGGACGCGGUACGCUUCUGAAGGUGUGCGACAUGUGCAUCGACGAGUACCUGCAGUUUAUUGUCGCCGAGUUUGGCCCGCUGCUGGUGCCGACGGUGACGCCGUCCACCUCCAACAACGACGUGGCUGCUACUCCGCGCUACCGCCAGCCGUUACUGGCGACUCCUGAAGAGCAACAGGACCCGAACAAGCCGCUUGCGGCCACCCACCGCCCCGUGAUCAACGGCAAGCUGAUCACGACGAAAGAGGCCGCCAUCGCCGCCGGGUGUGGCCACUUCGACGACCAGGCGCCCCGCGACCAGCUCGUGGGGCUGGUGCCCGCCAACUGGAGCUGGUCGUCCUUUUAA
This is a messenger RNA of Diutina rugosa, 2031 nucleotides long. RefSeq lists its product as uncharacterized. Gene Ontology annotation, biological process: protein targeting to vacuole; protein transport to vacuole involved in ubiquitin-dependent protein catabolic process via the multivesicular body sorting pathway. Gene Ontology annotation, molecular function: phosphatidylinositol-3-phosphate binding; ubiquitin binding; metal ion binding. Gene Ontology annotation, cellular component: ESCRT-0 complex. Lineage: Eukaryota; Fungi; Ascomycota; Pichiomycetes; Serinales; Debaryomycetaceae. The coding region runs from base 1 to 2031 and encodes 676 amino acids. The transcript has a single exon. The record is from RefSeq and is a predicted model, not a curated record.